Messenger RNA from Phyllotreta striolata, 636 nucleotides. NCBI's taxonomy places the organism in Eukaryota, Metazoa, Arthropoda, Insecta, Coleoptera, Chrysomelidae. The record is from the annotation of a GenBank genome assembly.
AUGUUCAGAAAACAUCAAAAAGAAUGCGAAACAAAACUGGGAGAACCGAAGGACAUGAUACAAAAAAUGCUGAAAGGUGAGGAUUUGGGCGACAUGGAAAAGGCUGGAAAAAUGGCGUUGUGCGUCAACAUGGCAAUAGGUCAUAUGAACGAAAACGGAGAAUUGAUACCUGAUAAAUUCAAGGAACACGUGGAUAACCUCAUGGAGAAUAUGGUCGAAAAUAUGCGAAAGAGGAUAAGAGAUGAAUGUGGCAAGAAGCACGAAUUCCAAGUCUUGAAAAGGAGCCAAAUAGAAUGCGAAAAAUUACUAGUAGAACCUAAAAAUCUCCUUGAAAACUUGGUAGGCGGCAAAGACCUGGGUGACUUAGAGAAAGCGGGAAAAAUGGCUUUGUGCAUAAACGUCCGUUUGGGUCAUAUGAAGGAAGACGGAGAAAUAAUAAGCGAUAAAUACAAAGUUCACGUAGAAAAGCUCACCGCAGACGAGAACGAACGUAAAGCGAUACUGGAACAGUGCGGGCACAAGAAUGGAAAGAACCCAGCAGAAGCUGCAUUAAAUUACGGAUACUGCAUGAAGAAAAAUCUUCCUACAUUAAAACCUAUACAUUUCCAAUUGGAUGACACUAUCUCUUUGCUUUGA